UGAUCACUAUUCUCACCGCGAUUUUUGUCAUUUUCAUCCUCCUAAUGCUGGUGAGACUGUUUCAGCAGAGAGACAUUCCACCUGGGCCGUGGGGAUUCCCAAUUGUGGGCUCUCUGCUCGCCCUCGACAGCCAAAAGCCGCAUGUCAGCCUCACGAAGAUGUCUGAGAAGUACGGAAAGAUCUUUGGUUUGCAUUUGGGGUCAAUUUACACGGUGGUUCUGGCCGAUUCGACGCUCAUUCGCGACGUUCUGCGCCGAGAUGAGUUCACUGGAAGAGCACCCUUGUACCUCACUCACGGCAUUAUGGGUGGUUAUGGUCUCAUCUGCUCUGAGGGCAAUUUGUGGCGAGAGCAUCGCAAAAUGGCCAUUAAUUGGCUCAAAAUGCUCGGCAUGUCGAAAUACAAUGAGAAUCGGAACAGUCUCGAGACUAGAAUCGUCAAUGGUGUCAACGGAAUGAUAAUGGAAAUGGAUGGACUUAUUGGGCGUGAGAUGGACUUGAUGCCGAUUCUGCAUCACCAUUUGGGGAAUAUCUUGAAUGACUUGAUCUUUGGCAUCAAGUACUCGAGCGAUGAUUCGACCUGGAGAUAUUUACAGCACCUCCAAGAGGAGGGCGUGAAGCACAUAGGAGUGUCAGGCUGCGUUAAUUUUCUGCCUCUCCUGCGAUAUGUUCCUACCUUCAGGCGCAGGAUAAAGUUUCUGCUCGAAGGGAAGGCAAAGACGCACACAAUUUACAGUGAUUUGAUAGCAAAGGCAUGCAAGGAAGGACGAAAAGAUAACAUUCUGGGACUGUAUUUGCAAGAAAAGACCAGGAAAAGCACUCCAAUUGGUGAUGAUGAUGAGAAGUGCUGGAGUGAUCAACAAUUGAAACAUGUUUUGGCUGAUUUGUUUGGGGCUGGACUUGAUACAACAACUUCUACCAUUAGAUGGAUUCUUCUCUACAUCUCAAAAAAUUCUGCUGUACAGAGAAAUAUCCAUGAAGAAAUGGCCAAGAAGUUGACAACUCCUCCAAGGUUGGAGCACUACGACAAUCUGCCCUACUUGAGAGCGUGCAUUGCCGAAGGCCAAAGAAUCCGAUCAGUGGUGCCCGUGGGAAUUCCUCAUGGAACCAAGGAAGAGACGAGAAUUGACGGUUACAGGAUUCCCAAGGGAGCCAUGAUCUUGCCAUUGCAAUGGGCAGUUCAUAUGAACCCUCACAUUUGGACCGAUCCCGAUUCCUUCUCUCCUUCGCGCUUCAUUGACGAGAAUGGCAUCUUCCGGGCUUCGCAGCAUCUCAUUCCUUUCCAGACCGGGAAGAGAAUCUGCUUAGGCGAGGAGCUAGCAAGGAUGAUUAUGUUUCUUGUCCUAGGAAACCUCCUCUAUCACUACGAAUUGUCAUUGGCUGAUGAGGUGAACUUGAAUGGAACAUGCGGAAUAACUUUGACACCGCCUGCUCACAAAAUUACUGUCACCCGACGAACAACUUAAGGCAAGUUUACUCUGUUACUCUCUUUACUAUACAACAGAGGUGUCUUCAGGGCAAAUAAGAACAAGGACACAUUUUCAUGUUGAAUUAGCGACAAAAUAGUUCGUGUCGUUUUUAAACCCAGUCAUUCACGCGAUUACACUACCUGUCCAAAUUUAAUUUGUGAACUCCACAAUCUAUCAUGUUUUACGGCAUUGUGUGUUGACAGUGAAAGGCAUUUUGGUAUAUUAUAUUUUUAUUGUGAAUUUUCAUGCAAUAAAAAAUAAUAAAAGAAAUUGUCAGGAAUGCUACAAUGUUGUCAACACAAUUUGGCAUUCAUCUGGAAUGAUUAAAACAUAAUUCACUAUGAAAUAGCACAAUUAAAGAUCUAACACCUAAAAUCUACGGAAAAACUCUUUUUGUUUUAUAAAUUAAAAAAAAAUGUUGUACACAAAAUAAGUUUGU
Phlebotomus argentipes is the source of this 1905-nucleotide messenger RNA. RefSeq names its product cytochrome P450 306a1 (gene phtm). Bases 45 to 1463 code for a protein of 472 amino acids. Gene Ontology annotation, molecular function: iron ion binding; heme binding; oxidoreductase activity, acting on paired donors, with incorporation or reduction of molecular oxygen, reduced flavin or flavoprotein as one donor, and incorporation of one atom of oxygen. Gene Ontology annotation, biological process: xenobiotic metabolic process. NCBI's taxonomy places the organism in Eukaryota, Metazoa, Arthropoda, Insecta, Diptera, Psychodidae. The transcript has 5 exons. The record is from RefSeq and is a predicted model, not a curated record. Gene Ontology annotation, cellular component: cytoplasm; intracellular membrane-bounded organelle.